GGAGCAGACGGUGUAUAUAAGGACCCCGGUGCUCGCUGCCUCUUCACCCGUUCAUCCGGAGCCAGCAGCGGCUAAAGUUCCCCCACCGACAGCCGGAGACCAGCAGAGAAGCUGCAGACAUGUGUGACGACGAUGAGACCACCGCCCUCGUCUGUGACAACGGCUCCGGCCUGGUGAAGGCCGGCUUCGCCGGAGACGAUGCCCCCAGGGCCGUGUUCCCCUCCAUCGUCGGCCGACCCCGUCACCAGGGCGUGAUGGUCGGUAUGGGGCAGAAGGACUCCUACGUGGGCGACGAGGCCCAGAGCAAGAGGGGCAUCCUGACCCUGAAGUACCCCAUCGAGCACGGCAUCAUCACCAACUGGGACGACAUGGAGAAGAUCUGGCACCACACCUUCUACAACGAGCUGCGCGUGGCCCCCGAGGAGCACCCGACCCUGCUGACGGAGGCCCCGCUCAACCCCAAAGCCAACAGGGAGAAGAUGACGCAGAUCAUGUUCGAGACCUUCAACGUCCCCGCCAUGUACGUGGCCAUCCAGGCCGUGCUGUCCCUCUACGCCUCGGGCCGCACCACCGGUGAGCCG
Molecule: messenger RNA, 581 nt
Organism: Plectropomus leopardus (leopard coralgrouper)
Lineage: Eukaryota; Metazoa; Chordata; Actinopteri; Perciformes; Serranidae
Source: RefSeq, a predicted model, not a curated record